Messenger RNA from Triticum aestivum (bread wheat), 1419 nucleotides. RefSeq names its product peroxidase 1. NCBI's taxonomy places the organism in Eukaryota, Viridiplantae, Streptophyta, Magnoliopsida, Poales, Poaceae. The record is from RefSeq and is a predicted model, not a curated record. Gene Ontology annotation, biological process: response to oxidative stress; hydrogen peroxide catabolic process. Bases 53 to 1066 code for a protein of 337 amino acids. Gene Ontology annotation, molecular function: heme binding; peroxidase activity. The transcript has a single exon.
GUGACAACCUCCCCCUCCCCCUCUAGCAACUUGCCAAGCCACUCCGGCAACCAUGGCCUCCUCAAGGUCUCUCAGCAGUCGCAGCGGCGCAAUGCUGGCCGGCGCGCUGCUCCUGCUGUUGUCUACGGCCUCCGCCGUGGCUCAGCUGGGCGUGGGCUUCUACAGCAAGACGUGCCCGCACGUGGAGGAGAUCGUCAGGCAGGAGAUGCUCGGGAUCCUCAAGGAGGCGCCCACGCUCGCCGGACCCUUCCUCCGCCUCCACUUCCACGACUGCUUCGUCCGGGGAUGCGACGCUUCCGUGCUGAUCGACUCCACCGACGCCGCCAGUAACCCGGCAGAGAAGGACGCGCCGCCCAACAAGAGCCUCCGCGGCUUCGGCGCCGUGCAGCGCGUCAAGGACAGGCUCCAGUCCGCAUGUCCUAACACUGUGUCCUGCGCCGACGUGCUCGCCCUCAUGGCCCGCGACGCCGUCGUACUCGCAGGAGGCCCCACGUGGCCCGUCGCGCUCGGACGGAGGGACGGCCGCGUGUCCAUCGCUAACGAGACAAACCAGCUUCCCCCACCCACCUCCAACUUCACCCGCCUCUCCAAGAUGUUCGGUGCCAAGGGCCUCGACGCCAAGGACAUAGUCGUGCUCUCCGGCGGCCACACGCUCGGCACCGCGCGCUGCGUGUCCUUCACGGACCGGCUGUACAACUUCACCGGCGCCAACAACCCCGCCGACGUCGACCCAGCACUGGACGCCGCAUACGUGGCCAGGCUGAGGUCCCAGUGCCGGAGCCUCGCCGACAACACCACGCUCGCGGAGAUGGACCCCGGCAGCUUCCUCACCUUCGACGCCGGCUACUACCGCCUCGUGGCAAAGCGCAGAGGAAUCCUACACUCCGACUCCGCGCUCCUAGAACACCCGACCACCAGGGCAUACGUCGAGCGCCAGGCCACCGGCCUCUUCGCCGCCGAGUUCUUCCGCGACUUUGCCGAGUCCAUGGUCAAGAUGGGCAACGUCGGCGUGCUCACCGGAGAACAGGGCGAGAUCAGGAGCAAGUGCUACGCCGUCAACAAAUAAUCAUCGAUUCAACCAUCGGGUGGACCAUUCAGCAUGGAUGGUGAGCAAUCUAAAAAAAACCUUGGAUGCUGCAAAGUGCAUGGUUAACUCGCUACUUUGAUUGCUUGCUUGAUUGCAUUCGUUCGUACAUACAUAUAAUCGUGCUUAAUUAACUUGACCCGUGAUAUAUUUACACGCAUAUAUUUCUUUUAUCGGUGUAUUCACUGGUGGCUAGUAUGUUUGUAACUGAUAUUGAUUGAAGAUGCCGCUUUAUUUCUUGUUUUUAUUUCCAUUUUAAGGGGGUGUUCAGUUCAUCAUGUAUUGGCAUCAUGUAACGAUAACGAUGUAACGAAAUAAACAUUUUCUCGUAGUUA